UCUCUGCUCCCAGAUUCAGCGCCUCUACCGUGGCUCCCAACUAGGUGCAACCCACUUUCCUAGUGUAAGGCUGGGGGCGGGGUUUGGCUGGGCCGGUCCAGGAUGCGAGAUCCUGGAGGGAAGAAAAGGUGUACUGUUUGGGGUGCUCAGCGGGCUGGGCUGGCUUGGCAAGGCUGGGAUCUCCAGAACAGGUAAUAACCCGGAGGCCUGUUCGUCCGAACCAUAGAUAGAAGGACAAGGCGAGAUCUCCGGGUAACAGGAUGGAUUUCGGAACCCCUGACCUGCUGGAUGUGUGGCUGGAGCCCCCAGAUGAUGUCUUAACAGGACCCUUCCUGGAGCUGGGACUCCACUGUCCACCUCCCGAAGCCCCAGUGACUAUGCUACAAGAACAGGGGCUGCAAGGCUGGGAGUCCAGUGGGGCCCAUGCCUGUGGCCUUCAAGAGAGUGAGCCUGAAGAUUUCCCGAAGCUUUUCAUUGAUCCCAAUGCAGUGUACUGCUCAGAAGCAUCUCCUGGCAGUGACAGUGGAAUCUCUGAGCACCCUGGUCGUCGAGACAGCCCCCCUGCCCCCCAGGCACCCAGUUCUCCUGCCCUCUAUGAAGUUGUUUAUGAGACAGAGGCCCUGGAGAAGAUGCAGGAGGAAGCGGGGCCAGCGGUGGGCUUCAUCUCCAUUCAGCUAGAUCAGUGGAGCCCACCUUUUAUGACGCCUGAUGCCUGCAUGGUCAGCAACGUGCCCCUUGAUGCUCAUGCCCACAUCCUGCCCAGAGCAGGCACUGUAAACCCAGUGCUUCCUGCCACCCUGCUACCCUGUCAAGCCUUGUUCCUGACAGAUGAGGAGAAGCAUCUGCUGGGGCAGGAAGGGAUUUCCCUGCCCUCUCACCUGCCCCUCACCAAGACAGAGGAGAGGGUCCUGAAGAAGGUCAGGAGGAAAAUCCGUAACAAGCAGUCAGCUCAGGACAGUCGGCGGAGGAAGAAGGAAUACAUCGAGGGUCUAGAGAGCACGGUGGCUGCCUGUUCUGCACAGAACCAGCAACUACAGAAAAAAAUCCAGGAGCUGGAGAGGCACAACAUGUCCCUGGUGACUCAACUCCGCCAGCUGCAGAUGCUCAUUACUCAAACUUCCAACAAAGCUGCCCAGACCAGCACUUGUGUUCUGAUCCUUCUCUUUUCCCUGGCUCUCAUCAUCCUGCCCAGUUUCAGCCCCUUUCGAGGCCCACCAGAAGCUGGGUCUGAGGAUUACCAGCCUCAUGGAGUGAUUUCCAGAAAUAUCCUGAUUCACAAGGACGCAACAAAAAAUUGGGAGACCCCAGAGGUAGAGUCCAGAUUGGGAGAGCCACCUGGGGUCAAGAGUGCAAAUGGCUCGACGACGCUGCUUGAGAAGACGGGAGGAAAGACAGGCCCCCGGGGGCUCCUCAGAACUGUGCUGCAUGCAGAUGAGAUGUGA
Myotis davidii is the source of this 1442-nucleotide messenger RNA. RefSeq names its product cAMP responsive element binding protein 3-like 4 (gene CREB3L4). Gene Ontology annotation, molecular function: DNA-binding transcription factor activity, RNA polymerase II-specific; RNA polymerase II cis-regulatory region sequence-specific DNA binding. NCBI's taxonomy places the organism in Eukaryota, Metazoa, Chordata, Mammalia, Chiroptera, Vespertilionidae. Bases 261 to 1442 code for a protein of 393 amino acids. Gene Ontology annotation, cellular component: nucleus. Gene Ontology annotation, biological process: regulation of transcription by RNA polymerase II. The transcript has 10 exons. The record is from RefSeq and is a predicted model, not a curated record.